Prorocentrum cordatum is the source of this 552-nucleotide messenger RNA. The record is from the annotation of a GenBank genome assembly. NCBI's taxonomy places the organism in Eukaryota, Dinophyceae, Prorocentrales, Prorocentraceae.
AUGAUGCGCCAGAUGGCGCGGACCCCGGUGCCGACGAGCACUGGGGCGGCGAGGGCCCUGGCGACGCGCUGGUGCCGCGCGCCGCGGAGGCCGACGGCCGAGCGGCAGCGGAGCCGCCGAAUCCUGGAGGAGGUGGCAGCCCGACGCUGCGCCGAGCUCGCCAACUCCAGCUACCUCUCGCUAUGGCGCCCGCUGCCGGGCGCGCGCGCGGCUGGGGCGGAGGAGAGGAGCCGCAGCUGCGGGCGUUCGACGCCCUGCUGCAGCGUGCGAGCGCCGAGGCCUUCGCAGAUCAUAGCUUCUCGCUUUCGAGGGGCGAGGCGUUGGUCGUGGACAACUACCGGGUCUUGCAUGGGCGCGCGCCAUACAGACCUUCGGAGCCUCCAGAAGCUGGUGGUAGCGAGCUGGGACACGAGAGGCGCUUCUGGAGGAUCUGGUCGUGGACGUCUGAAGGAGAGGACCGGGCUACCGCCCGAUGGCGCACGCUCCUCCAACCCCAUGAACAAGGACGUGUUCGAGGCUGCUGUAGAGGCAAAACCCAGGGCGGAGCUGUAG